Molecule: messenger RNA, 1104 nt
Organism: Glycine soja
Lineage: Eukaryota; Viridiplantae; Streptophyta; Magnoliopsida; Fabales; Fabaceae
Exons: 2
Coding region: 65-1012 (315 amino acids)
Source: RefSeq, a predicted model, not a curated record
GAGAAGUAUUUUGUUCACAUUGCCUUAUUGGCAACAUAGUGUGCUCCGUCAUAAUCUUGAUGUUAUGCACAUAGAAAAGAAUGUGUGUGAUAACAUUAUUGGGAUGCUGUUACAAUUAGAAGGUAAGUCAAAGGACAAUGAUAAGGCACGCUAUGAUCUUGUUGAUAUGAAUAUUAGAAGCCAAUUACAUCCAAAGAUGCACCCAAGUAAAGGCAAACAAUAUUUUCCUAGAGCUUGUUACCAAAUGACUUCAAAAGAGAAAGAAACAUUUUUGGAAGUUCUCAAAACAAUAAAAGCUCCUGAUGAAUAUUUGUCUAAUAUUUCAAGAUGUGUGCAAGUGAAGGAACACAAAAUAUCCGGUCUCAAAAGUUAUGAUUGUCAUCUUUUAAUGCAAGAGUUUCUUCCUAUAGCUAUGAAAGGUUGUUUGCCAGACAAAGUGAGUUUAGCUAUAUCCGAUCUUUGUUGUUUCUUCAAGGAGUUGUGUGGCAAGGUGCUUAAUGAGAGUAAUUUAGAGCACCUAGAGCAUCAAGUAGCUCUAACAUUAUGCCAAUUAGAACAGAUUUUUCCUCCAUCUUUUUUCACUGUAAUGGUGCAUUUGGUAAUCCAUUUGGCACAUGAAGCAAGAGUUGGAGGUCCUGUACAUUACCGAUGGAUGUAUCCUAUUGAAAGGUUCCUUUUGACUCUAAAGUCAUUUGUUCGUAAUCGAGCACAUCCAGAAGGAUCUAUUGCAGAAGGAUAUUUAGCUAAUGAAUGCUUGAUAUUUUGUUCAAGAUAUCUAUCUAGGGUGGAGACUCAUUUUAAUCAAUUUGCUCGAAAUGAUGACUCAUGUUUUGUGGAAAAUGUAAGUGUUUUAAAUCCUAGAGGUAGACCAUUGGGGAGAAAGAAGCAAGUUGGAUUCAAUGUGAAGAAGAGAAAAAGAGCUUCUCGGAUUUCUCUUGAUAAGAAAGCAUUGGUUCAAGCACAUAGAUAUGUGCUUUUCAAUAGCAACAAUGUUGACCACUUUCGAAAGUAAUACAAUUUUUUUCAUGUUCAUUUAGUUAUUGAAUAUUUGUAUAAUAUCUUUCUAUCAAUGAUAAUGCUUACUUUUUCUAACCUUUUUUACAU